Molecule: messenger RNA, 4256 nt
Organism: Mya arenaria
Lineage: Eukaryota; Metazoa; Mollusca; Bivalvia; Myida; Myidae
Product: splicing factor, suppressor of white-apricot homolog
Exons: 17
Coding region: 120-3062 (980 amino acids)
Biological process (GO): mRNA 5'-splice site recognition; RNA processing
Molecular function (GO): RNA binding
Source: RefSeq, a predicted model, not a curated record
AAUGACAACAGACAAAAAAAAACAGAAUACCCAAGUUAAAUGAAUGAAUAGUGAUCGAUAAAAAAUAGGAAUCGACCCAAUUCGCGAAAUUCACAACUGAAAAUAAAAUCAAGAAAGAAAUGGCGAGCGAGUGGCUUUUUCCGACAAAUUCAGAGCCCGAAGAACGCGAUAAUACGUCAAGAAAUGAAGAAUUAUUUGUGUUUGGUUACGCCUGCAAGCUUUUCAGAGAUGACGAACAGGCAAAACUUGUCGACAAGGGGAAAUUCCUCAUUCCGUGGAUGGGAGACGAAAACCUGAAGAUUGACAGGUAUGAUGGAAGGGGCCAUUUGUUUGACCUCCGACCUUAUGAUGCUGACAACAAGAAGGGCAGACUUGAACCCAAGCUGACAGACGAUGAGGAGAAUAUGGAGAAACUGUGCGAUGAGGAACGCUACCUUGAGCUUCACACUGAUAUCGUGGAAAAGGCUAUGUAUGAAGAGGAAGAGUGGAAACGAUACUAUGAGUCCCUAGAUGAGGGGUACAAAGCUGUCGAGUUCAGCUAUGACUCGUAUGGUCAGCCUGUAUAUGCAGAACAGCAAGUUGCUGAGGAGAACAAGGUGAACCCAGAUGAUCUGCCAUUCAUCACACCAGCUGAGCUACAGGUGCCUGCCGGCGUACACACUCCCACAACAAAUAAGGAGAAUGCCAUAAUUGAGAAGACAGCAAAGUUCAUUGCUGAACACGGAACCCAGAUGGAAAUUGUGAUGAAGACCAAGCAGGCCAAUAACCCAGCGUUCAACUUCAUGCACUUUGAGAACGAGCUGCAUCCCUAUUACAAACACAUGAUAAAGAUGAUCAAAACAAAGAAAUAUAUUCCAAAGUCGCCUGUGAAAACUGAGCGACAGGAUUCUCACAAUGAUAGUGGUGAGGGCGAUCACAAUGACAGUGGCUACCUGCACCCAACUCUCGUGUCAAAUAGAGACUCUCCCACACCAGAGCAACCAUACAAGCCUCUUGUGAUGCCCAAAGUGUCCAUCCAUGAAACAUCAUACGGGCAGCUUCUGCAGUCAUUUGCCAAGGUCGACAAAGAUGUGGAAAAGAAGAACAAAGCUCGGGCCAUUAAGUUAGAGCCCAAGCUUGAGGCUAUAGAGUCAACUUUGCCGGAAUUCGCAGGCCAGUCAGAGUACUCUGGUCCCCCACCCCCGGGCAUUGAGCCUGUUGAGCUGCCUGUGACAAAAAUAAAACAGGAACCACCAGAUGAAUCAGAGGCCGGGCAAAAAAAACAAGCUAAUGGUGAAGCAGAAGAUGACUCUUCAGCGAAGAUAGUCCCGCCCCCACCAGAUGCCCAACCAAUCAUAGACAGGAUGGCAAUGUACGUUGCCAAGAAUGGGGAUGAGUUUGCCAUUGUAGUAAAAAGCAAGAAUGAUCCUCGCUUUCAGUUCCUGGAGUCCUGGCAUCCUCAUCAUUCAUACUACGAUUUCAAGAGACAUUUGUUCAAAGAGGAGAUGGAACGUGAGCGUCGUGAGAAAGAGGAGGAGGAGAAGAGACGGGAGGCUGAGAGAGCAGAGCAACUGGCCCGAGGGGUCAAGUUUAAACUGAAAAACGUCAAGGAGCAGGAAGAGAAAAAGGGGCCACUGGAACGCAAAGCUGUUUUUGGUCAUGACGAGUCUACUGAUGAGGAGUCUGAGGGAAUGCGACCUAGCAAGUCUCGAUCAGCCACAGCGUCUGGCACGAGCACUCCAAUUCCAGAUGUGACAGCCAUACCUGAGACCAAGAAUGAUGAACAUAUGGAGAAGAAAUUAGCUGAGCAGAGAGUGAAGGAUCGUAUAGCUGCCUCGGCACGGGAAAAGCUGUCACAAGCUGAUCGUGAGGCUCAGAUGAAGUUGGAGAGAAAGAAAAAGGCGGCCAUGUUUAUCAACCUUCUCAAGAACAAAAACAGCACUGAAACCUCUGUGGAAACAACAAACGCUGAAAAAACUGCAGACACAGAUGUCAAAUUAUCAUCAAAAGCAGAUGGGUCAAAAUCGAGACGUAAAUCUAAGUCCAAGCACAAGUCAAGUGAUCGGUCAAGGUCAAGAGAUGGGAAAAGGUCACGAAGGUCAAGAUCAAGGUCACAUGGAAGGUCAAAGAAGAAGAAACGGAAACGGUCACCAACCCCACCAAGUGCUUAUAAUGUAUCUCGAAGGUCCCCACCAUCAAUUUUCCCACCUCCUCCCCCACCCAGGUUUGCUGAAGGUCGUGUCCGAUAUUCCCGCUCCCCUAGUCACUCCUCACGUCAUAGAUCUAGGUCAAGGUCACACGGUCGCAGCACCAAACAAAGGUCAAGGUCACAGUCACCAUCAAGGUCAAAGUCAAAGAAGAAAAAGAGGUCAAGAUCUCCGAGGUCGAGGAAAGAUGAAUCAAAGUCAAAGAAGUCGAAGAAGAAAAAGAAGAGGCAUUCAAGGUCAAAGGAGCGUCCACCCACAGUGUCUCUUCCUUCUGUUCAAGAAGAAGCCAUUCCAACAGUUCCUUCCAUUGACAGACAACCUGACCCAAGAGUUAUGUCCCCUGCUGGUGUUGCCAUGGAUACACCAGAAGAAGGAGAAACAAGGGAGAGCACUCCUGAACCAGGGCAGAUAACUGACACUGCCUCAGAGCGGGAUCACAGUGAAAGGUCAAUGAAGAAAAAUGCAGACAUUGACUCUGAUGGUGGUUCAACAUUAAGUUCUCCAAAGAAAAGGGUCAGAUCCCGAAGUGGAAGCAGUGGUCAUUCAAGCCGUAGAAGUUCAAGGUCAUCUUCAUUAUCAUCAGCAAGGUCAAGGUCACGCUCAAAAUCAAGGUCAAAGUCCAGAUCUAGAAGUAGGUCGAGGUCAAAGUCCCUGGCAAGUGUUCGUAGUUCACCUGGCAAAAGCUUGGGGAUUACUCCGGCAAACAGCAGUGUCACAUCACGGGAAGGAACCCCGAAUCCCCUGGAAGUGAAUGGAGAUACUGGUGGCACUCCACCACUUAGGAGAAAUGUUUCAAAUUACAUGCUGGAUCGAGUUCGAGCCCUGAUCAAAGCCAGUCGGAAGGAAGAGGACAUGUUUGCAGACGAUGACACCUGAUGAUUGUUUAGACGAAGAUGACAGAAUUUAGUGCUUAUGAUUGACCCUAAUUAGAUUUGUACUUUUCUCCAACCUUUCCUUGAUUGAAUUAUUAGGAGAGAUUUUCUACCUUCUAUGAUUGUGGUCUUUGAAAACUGAUUUAUUUUCAUGACCAACAAACACUUGCAUUAUUUAUUACUUUUUUAAACAUUCAAAUUGGGACAUAUAUACCUGGGGACGGUUUCAAUAAAGAUCUUAGUUGAUUUUAGUGGUAAAUUGACAUUAUCACAGUCAGUUUAAUUGUUUUGCUAAAAAUUUAUAUGAAUUGAAAUUUAGCUAGUCCUUAAAAUAAAAGACAAAGUUGAUUAAAGAUGCGCUCUUACUCCUAAAUAAGCAGUACCGCAAUUAAUACAAUUAAUUUAAAUUACCAAGGAUGAAUAAAUAUCAAAAACAUUGGUUCUUAUGAAGGAUACUGUGUUUAAUUUGAAAGAAAGGUUAUUGCAAAUCUUUUAGGACCCACCAGUCAUUUAAUAUUUGUGCGUUUUCAGCUGUUAAAUACGCGGUUACAAUCUUGUUGUCGGUAAUUAAUAUUUUCCAUAAAUGCACCAUUUAGUAAGUAGUUAAAGGUUUAUCUCUUUUAAAAAUUUAUGAUUGUUAUACAUUUUUAUGUAUUGAUUUUUAAUAUGAGUAUCAGUUUCAAUUAAAAAAAUAUAAUGUCUUGCCAUUUGUGGUGUUAAUACAUAUUGAGGAUUAUUGAAAUUAAGACUAAAAUCCUUUAUUGAAAUAGGCCCCUGAAACCUUUUAGGACUGCUAGUUGUGAAGAUUGCUUUAUUUUAGUGAUCUACUACUGGUCAAGCAUAUGAUUUUGUUAUGGAUCUGGUUUCCUUGAAUUGUUAUUGAUGUAUUUGUUAAGCCCUUUCCUGAUUGAACAAUGAAGCAAUACCAAAGGCUGUGAUUAUAGCAUAUAAGAUGAACAUUUACAUCCAAAGCUACUAUUAUUUGUUUACACGGUUAGAAAUCAUUUUGGAUGUCUUGAAAUGAAGUAUUUCAUAAGUCGCUGAAAAGCGCUUGCCCCAACAUAGGGCUUAUAAAUAGACAUUUUAAGUAAUACAUGUAUUUUAAAUUCAGAAAAUACAUAAAAAAAAUAUUCUUGUACAUCAAGUUAUUACUUUUCUAUUGUGUAUUGAAUGCAUAAAUAAAAGAAACACAGCAAUA